CGCCCUUAUCCGUCCUAUUAGCGACCCUCAUUAUCCUCCUGGUGAGGGAUUCUUCGCAUCAGUGACUGUGCUUUGCCCCCCCUGUACCAUCCGGUGCUUCACGUUACUAUACUCGUCCUUGCCUAAUUGACCCACAGCGAGUACAACGAGCUAUGAGCACCCAAAUUCCUGACCCUCACGAUCCUGCUUCCGCCUCCGACAUCCUCAUGCCCCCGCGGUGGGGUGAGAAUAAAUGCGAGUUGAGCACGUUUUGCACUGGUCUCCGUCACAGCUCACUAGCGGAGACAACGAGAGUGACUUCUUUGAGGCGCUACGCCGCCAUGGGGAAGAUCAAGCAUCGCUUCCUCUUGUUGGAAGCCAUAAGAGAAGGAAUUCGACUAUGCAUCCGUUUGGAUCGCUACCCUGGAGGGCAGGGUAAUCAGAAAUUGCUGGCGAGUACCUAUUCGCCCGCAGAUGAUUCGGUUCGUCUUUCUAUGAUAGAAGAGGCACUGGUCCAAAAAGGCGACAAUCGCGAAGCCGUGAUCGACUUUGAUGACCCCGUCCCCCUCAACCGUUUUGGAAGGGUGUUCGAUGUCGUCCGAAAUGAGUCCAUGUUCUAUACUAUUACCAAGAAAAACUGUUGGUUUUUUUCUUCCGUAAUUCAAGAGCUUUCAAUCCUCUUCUUCGGAGGCCGUUUCAAUCAGGGAGCGGUACUGAAUCAUCCUGAGCUAAACAAACGAUGCCGCAAAUUAAUCAAAAACAAACUGUAUGAUGUGCUCCAUGUUUCCACCUCAAUCAGAGAUCUGGAAUCCCUGGUGCUUGCGAUGCAUGAGAAGUCGCUUGUUGGACCCGUUCUUCGGCUGUUGCGCAUUAUGAAAGCUCAAGACAGGUUGCUAUAUUGUUCCAGCCUCAGUGAUUCCGUGGCCAUGCAAGGGUAGCGUCUUGUUUGGAAAGGAUAUUGAGCAGUUGGAAAGACGUGGUAUAUGAGCAUCUGCGUGCGUGUAGUGGUGUGCCUGGAACAAGAAAACUUGGGGAGGGUUUUCC
Molecule: messenger RNA, 1023 nt
Organism: Cantharellus anzutake
Lineage: Eukaryota; Fungi; Basidiomycota; Agaricomycetes; Cantharellales; Hydnaceae
Exons: 4
Coding region: 153-917 (254 amino acids)
Source: RefSeq, a predicted model, not a curated record